AUGGCCCUCAAGCGUAGAGAUGUUAUUGCUGCAGGACUCGCCGCCUUUAUAGCCUGGGGCUUUGCUGCGAGCUGGUCACCUAUCCUCCGCUGGGCGGGUCAUGCCUUUGUUGCUGGCUCACUCGUCACUCUUAUCGCCCUCUUAGCCGGUCUCUUCCUCAUCUCUAGACGUCCCAACGACGGCAAUUUACGACCACACGGAGUCACCUUUCUAGGUGCAAAAUCAUGGCGAUCCGAGGUGCAGGCGCUGCGCCAGCGACAAUCAUAUACUCCCAUUCCAAUCGACCCUGAAUCACCCCGCGUUUCUAAGGCUAUCGACGACCUGCUUGGACUUAUAAUCCGCGACUUUGUGAACAGUUGGUAUUCCAACAUUAGCAGCAACCCUGCCUUUACAAAUCAAGUUGAUCAUGCUGUGCGCCAGGCACUGUUGAGCUUGUGCGAUUUCGUUCGUGAGAAGGAUCUGGCGGAUCUUGUCACUAGCCGUCUGGUUCCUCUGCUCACCGCCCACUUUCGCGACUUUUACGAAGCGGAGAAAUCAGUACGAGGGAAGAAACUUAAUCGUUCUGUGACUGAAUCUGAAGAGCUUGACCUGGCUAUUGCUUCGAAAUUUUGCGAUGGACGUUUACACCCUGCCGCUUCCUUGUCGUUCCCCGACACCAAGAUGGUUCAGCAGGACUACCUCCGAUCUCUUGUCGCAAAGAUUGUACCUCGCAUCCUCCCAGAGGACAUGCUUUCUAGUCGAGCUGUCUCUAUCAUCAUUCGAGAGAUUGUCGGAUGUGCCGUGUUGUUCCCCGUGAUCCAGCUUCUCUCCGAGCCCGAUACCUGGAACCAACUGAUGGAGAAUUUGGGGCGUUCAAUGCUUCAGGACAGAUCAACUGUACGCAAGCUCCGUGCAGCCUUGGACCAGCAUGCUCCGUCUACACCAAAAGCCAGUAAAAUAGCUUCCAUGCCCCGAGUUGCACCAGGUGAUAACGAGCGCAAGUUCGAAAAGUUCAUUCGUGCUAUACGCAAGGUCAACAACCUGUCGGAUGCGCGCCGUUUUCGCAGCGAAGUUGCAAGCCAACUCAAAAGGGAUUCCCUCCAAGACAAUCAAGACCAAGUAUAUCUCCGUCGACUCGAGAUGGGAAAGAGGCUACUCGAUCAACGUGUCAACCAUCUAGCAGCUGGUGGCGAACGUCGCCCGCCUGGACCCUUACCUUUACAAUCAACCUCUUCUUCGCACUCAAAACUGGAGAGUGCGCCCCUCGUCGAUAUCUUGCGGGACCCUUCAGCACUUUCCUACUUUAUGGAAUUCAUGGAUCGCCAAAAACACAUGCCUCUAGUGCAGUUCUGGCUUGUCGUUGAUGGGUUUAGAAAUCCUCUGGAAGAUGAUGGUCCGGAUGACGAGCUACCGUCAACCCUACCGAUGUGGACAGAUUCCGAUCGUCAAGACCUACAACAGAUAAACCAGGCCUACCUGUCAAUGCCUGAAUUAAAGGUCCCGGACCAUGCGAAGAACGAAGUCAAAGAGUUUCUCAGGGCAGGAAAGACAGCCACGCCUAUGCAAUACUACAGGGCCCGACGAGCUAUCUUAAGAGCCCAGAGCGCUGUUUUAGAAGAAAUGCAAAACCGCUUCUUCCAAAUGUUCAAAAGAUCCGAUUUGUUUUAUAAAUGCCUUGCAGCUGAGGAAGCAGCAAAUCUUCAGACCCUGAGGUCGACACCCCAACCAGAAAUUCCAGUAUCAGCACCCAACCGGUCCAGCAAGACUUUACCAGCCAAGCCGAGGCCGGUAUCUCGAUUAACCCCCCAACUAUCGAAUGCAGGAAAGCGUACAGGAUCUGCAUCGGAUCUUAGGUCUUUGACUACCAACGGUAAUGGGUCUGGCCAUCGAGCUAGGCGCUCGCUGGACGAGGGCACCUCAACUCCCCUAUUUGAAGACGACGACAUCGAUACAGAUGGAUUGGGGGAUUCUGUGCAAAGCCUAGACGCAGAUACGAACAGUCAACAAAUGCCAGACACACAAGUAGUCCAGGCGGUGGAGCAAGCUUUUACAGAUAUUAUGGAGGGUGAUCGUCCACAGACUGCUGAGGAUCUGCGGGCCUCCCUUUUUGGUGGCGCCAGUGCUAACAGUAUUGGUGGCAUCGACGACAGCACAUCAAGUCUUUUCUCGGGGAAUGACAACGAAUCUCAUCGAGGUUCUCUGGAUAUGGGAGCUCGACCAGGCAUGCCGGUUAAGGAAGGCGAAAGGCCGAGCCUUUCGUCUCUUGGUCUCGUCAGUGCUGCUUCACGAAUUGGUGUCUUUGUAGACGACGAUCUUUUUGGCGACAAUAAUAAAGAUCUUCCCGAUGAUGGUGAGCCAGACGACGGCCCGGCACCAGAUGACGAGGACGAAGUGCAUGAAGCAGCUCCAGGAGACCUUGGACUGGUAGAAGCUAUCAGUGUUCUUUCAAACGACAUCGAUCGUUUGGUGGCACAGGAAGCAGUUGUCGAGUCUCUGACCCGAAAGGCAGAAUUAACUAACAACACCGCCGAACUACGAAUUCUCAGAAAGUCAAAAGCGUCUCUGCACAGGGAGAUCAGGCGCAAGGAACUUCAACGACAACAGUACGUGGUUCAAGAGAGCGAUAACAGUCUCUACGGACGCUCGACCAUUAAAAUCAAAUCCAUCCAAGUAGGAAAAGAGGAGGAUGGCCGAGAAUUUGCUCUAUACGUUGUUGAAGUUCAGAGAAACGCUGGAGAGCAAAUGCCUGCGGCGUCUUGGGUGGUGUCAAGGCGAUACAGUGAGUUUCACGAACUUCACCAGAAGCUACGGUCACGGUAUCCUUCGGUUCGGAAUCUUGACUUCCCUCGACGGCGUAUGGUAAUGAAGUUCCAAAGCGAGUUUCUACGCAAGAGACGGACUGGUCUGGAGCAGUAUCUAAAAGACCUGCUUCUCCUGCCAGAUGUUUGUCGUAGCCGAGAUCUCAGGGCGUUCCUUUCUCAAAGUGUAAUUACACAAGGCCAGGAUAUGCUGGAUCGUGAGGACAAGAAAGAUAUGAUGACUCGGUUCUACGAUUCUGUUGCAGACGGAAUGGACGAUAUCCUUGGAAAUAUUCCUGUUCUAGACCAGAUUUCUGAGGCUGGUCAGAACUUAAUUGCGGCGGCUACCAACCAACUCAAUGCGGUUCCGCUCAAUGUCAACGAAGACGCCUUCCCAGCCGCCGAGGCCGAGGCGGAGCUGAACGCCUUUGAGAAUAAGGAGCUUGAACCGUUCAUUAAACCGAUCUGCGACAUCUUUCUUGAAAUUUUCGAGCUCAACAAGGGAAACAACUGGCUCCGUGGCAGAGCGGUAGUAGUUGUUCUCCAGCAACUCCUUGGCGGUACUAUUGAGAGAAAAGUGCGAGAUAAUGUCAAGAUGCUUGUACAAGAUGAAUACAUUCUCAAAUGCGUUGGCUUGGUUCAAGAUAGCCUUUGGCCAGAUGGUCAGCUACAACGGGACCGUAAGCCACGGACAGCCGCCGAGAAGAAAAAGACUCGAACCGAGGCGAGCUUGAUGCUCGCCACGUUGGUGCCAGAUCUCGCAGGCAGCGUUGUAGGAAGAGUUAACGCGCAGACAGCCAGUCGUCGUAUCUUUGCGACAUUGAAUAACUCGAGAUUGAAUGCACAUUUGGUAUUCACUAUGAUUGACGAAAUCGUCUCGGUUCUUUUUGACGAACCAUAG
Messenger RNA from Fusarium sp. VM40, 3678 nucleotides. The record is from the annotation of a GenBank genome assembly. NCBI's taxonomy places the organism in Eukaryota, Fungi, Ascomycota, Sordariomycetes, Hypocreales, Nectriaceae.